AUGGGCCGCCUCGUCCCGAUGAUCAUCCCCGCGCUCCUCGCCGUCGUCCUGUGCUGUCCGGGAUGUGGCCGCGCCAACCUCGCGCCCUUCCACUCGGAGCUCGGGUCCGCGGAACGGGUCCCGGCGGACAAGCAUCCCGCGUCGCACGGGCCGCAGAUCGACGCCGGCGAAUUCCCCGGCGAUCCGUACGGCGCUUACCCGGGUAUGGGCUUCGGGCCCAUGGGCCCGGUAGUCCGCUCGGCCCUGCCAUCGAACGACGCCACCCUGCGUAGCAUGUCGUCGGCCAGCGGCGACGACGCCGGGCGACGGGAUCUCCCCAAGGAAUCGCAGCAGCUCGCCUCGGCGCGCUCCGGCGACGACGCCGCGCUCAGCGGCGACUCCUCGAACGGCAACGUGCCCUCGCCGAAACCGGAGUACCGCAUCGUCAGCGUCGAGUUCACGCGCGUCGAGACGCCCUUCCUCAUCGGGAUUUGGAUCUUUUUCGCUAGCAUCGCGAAAAUCGGCUUCCACAUGUCGCCGAAGCUCAACAAGAUCUUCCCGGAGUCCUGCCUGCUGAUCGCCGUCGGCGUGAUCGUCGGCCUGCUGCUGUUCCAAGCGAGUAGCGUCCACAUAUCGCCGCUCACGCCCGACACGUUCUUCUUGUACAUGCUGCCGCCCAUCAUCCUGGACGCCGGCUACUUCAUGCCUAAUCGGCUGUUCUUCGACCACCUCGGGACGAUACUCCUGUUCGCCGUCCUUGGGACUAUAUUUAAUACGAUGUCGAUAGGUGUGUCAUUAUGGCUGUUGGGGAAAAGCGGUAUGUUCGGUUGCGAGACGCCUAUCCUCGAUAUGUUCCUCUUCUCGGCAUUGAUCAGCGCCGUCGAUCCCGUGGCCGUGCUGGCCGUCUUCGAGGAGAUACACGUGAACGAGAUACUCUACAUCGUCGUGUUCGGAGAGAGUUUAUUGAACGACGCGGUCACUGUCGUGCUCUAUCACAUGUUCGAGACGUACAGCGAGAUGGGCCCUUCCAGGAUCAUUUACACGGACGUGCUAGCGGGCCUAGCCUCGUUUUUGGUGGUGGCGAUCGGCGGCACGGUCAUAGGUAUACUUUGGGGUUUCGCCACUGGCUUCGUGACCAGGUUCACUCACCAGGUGCGCGUGAUCGAGCCGAUCUUCAUAUUCGUGAUGGCGUACUUGGCAUACCUCAGCGCUGAGAUCUUCCACUUGUCCGGCAUAUUGGCAAUAACCUUCUGCGGUAUUACCAUGAAGAAUUACGUCGAGGCCAAUAUAUCGCACAAGUCCCACACGACCGUCAAGUAUACAAUGAAGAUGCUGUCGAGUAGCUCGGAGACCAUCAUAUUCAUGUUCCUCGGCGUCGCCACGGUGAAUAAUGCACACAACUGGAACACGUGGUUCGUCGUCAUGACGAUAGUUUUCUGCUCCGUCUAUCGAAUCGUGGGCGUGAUAGUGCUGACAGCGCUGGCGAAUCAGUUCCGGCUGCACAAAUUGGAUAAGGUUGAGAAAUUCGUGAUGUCCUACGGCGGUUUGCGCGGCGCCGUGGCGUUCGCCCUGGUGCUUCUUAUAGAUCCCAGACACGUGCCCCUGCAGCCCAUGUUCGUCACCACCACUAUCGCCGUUAUCUACUUCACUGUGUUCAUCCAGGGGAUCACCAUCAAACCCCUCGUCAAAAUCCUCAAUGUCAAAAGGGCGGAGAAGAGGAAGCCGACGAUGAACGAGAGGAUUCACGAGAGGAUAAUGGAUCAUACAAUGGCGGGUAUCGAGGACAUUUUGGGAAAACACGGCAACUACCACGUCCGGGAUAAAUUCAAGCGAUUCGACAAUAAAUUCAUCCGACCUUAUCUCGUGAAAGAUCAUUGCGGCGCCGAGCCGAAGAUUUUAGAAACUUACUCGAAGCUGGCGAUGAAGGAUGCGCUGGAUUACAUAAGAAGGAAUGCCUCCACUAUCGGCAACAUUAGUGGCACCGAAAGUAUGUCGGCGAUAUUCCGUAAUUACAGCAAUACCGGACAAUUCAAUGGAAGUCCCAGCUGCAGCCAGCUCGAAACGGGAUGGAAUAUCGAUCUGCAGGAACUGGAGUACAAUCCUUCCAAAAAAGACCUGACGGACGCGAGAAUUCACCAUCUGCUCGCCGAAGAGCUUUGUAAACCGUACAAAAGGCAUCGGCGUUUGAGCUACAGUCGACACGCAGUGAACGAUCGCGAUCUCUCGACACAAGUCAAUUACAGAAUGCACAUGAAUAUUCGACGGAUGAUGGGGGAGCACAAGCAUCGCCACAAACGCAGCAAAAAGUUGGUCAAAGACGGCAAACAGAAUCACGUUAGUUUCCCAGAGUUUCAACAGCAGAACGGCUCGACGAAGUUAUUUACGCAAGAUUACAUCAAUGGCGUGCUGUACGAGUUAGAGAACGGAGAAACCUCGAAGCCCUCCAGCAAGGAGGAUUGGGAUUCGGCGAUCACGUUCACCGCACGAACAUCCGAUUCGCCGAAUGUAAACGCGGACAAUCAACACGCUACCACCGCUACUACGUCGAUGGACACAAUAAAUACGGACGAAGGAGACUUGAAAAUAGGACGCGACGGCGCGGAAGGCUACAGAGUAACCACCCCUACGGCCACGGAAACCAUGUUACCGUGGAAACGUGAGGACGAUUACGAGUCGGGUCAUCCGAUCAAGCAGCACGAAUUUCCAGCCUGGUGCUCCAACAAAGAAUACCUCGCCUACAGUUCGCCCUCCGCCACUUUCUUAGGUGGGAUCGAACAGCCGAAAGUCCAAUCCGUGAUUGGCCUAUUUCGACGCGAGAGCGUGUGCACGCCCGACAGUAUCGAUUGCCAGGAGACCGUCGACGAGGCCGACGAGACGGACGAGUACACCCCCGCGAGAAUGGAUUCCCCCGCGAAAACCAAGGGCAACCCGAGGAGGGUGCCCAUGAGGAGGGUGUCAAUGAUGGAGCUCGGCUUCGCCGACCGAGCUCACUCGGUGGACAAGGCGGACGACGGGUCUCACUCCUUGCCGGAUUGCUGGAAUGUCCAGAGAGUACGCCUUAACUCCCUCGCCUCCUGCUCGCCCGCCCAGUUACCGAGCCUGUCGACCGCCCUGAUCACUUCCUCCACGUCGGAAUCGUCGGAGGACGUGGAGGACGAGGAGGAGCGGAGGGCUUGACCCUUGGGGACCGUCGCCGAGGAGCGAUCGUCCGUCUCCUACGCGGACAUCGAGCGCCGACGACGUCGGCCCUUCCGGCGACCACAGCGACACUCGUUGCUCACCUCGCUCCUGCGACGGCCGAGUGCCCCCGUAUGAGAAUACCUGCCCUUGACGAGCCGCCUUCAGGAUGAGGCAUCUCGCGAACCUGAAUUUUGGCCUGAAUCUUGUCCACGCGCUCCACGAGCGCGCGUAACAAGACGAGCGGAAAGUUGUGAUGAAUAGAAUAUUCCAGGAGAGACGACUGUGGAAAGAGAGAUUGCGAAAAAUGCAUCGAAGCUUUCGACUGAAUUUUUUUUUGUACGAGCGGGAAAUUAUUUAGGACGACGCGAGAAUUUUCGCUAAUUGGAAGAAGAUUGCGCGAGGAGAGAAGGAAAGAUGUUCUUUUGGAAAGUUAACGAUGACAAGUUUUUCCGCAUGUUAACGCGACAAAGUUGGUGAAUCUGGUUUGCAGUAAACGAUUCUUCUUAUUCAAAUUCGGUAUUCGCGAGAUCGCUCGCCGAAUUCGGAAGAAAAACGGAACGAAACAACGUAUACGAGGUUGAGAUUUGACGAAUUUCACUGUUAUUUUUUUCUGCACGCCGCGUGAACGCAUUCGCGAGGAGUGAAGGCGCUUGCAAGGGCUUAUUUCUAAAUCCGUCUCUAAGACGUCUUGGAAUUGUGGCCUUAAGGACUGUAAAAGUGCUUGGACGUUGACGACUUGUACGUCGUCGUCGUCAUCGUCAUCAUCGGCGCAAAAUUGUCGGUGCUAUCGAUAAAAGUGUUGUAAAAAAUCGAGUCGUGCGGCGGCGCCGCAAAAAAUGCGCAGCCGCCAGCUUGUCCCAAGAUUUACCACGAGUACCUUCUCUCGGGGUUGGAAUCGAACGGUGAUCAUCGCUGCUGUGUAACUUCGCGAUUAGCUUACGGUCAGACUGAUCGACUUAGUUAGUGGAAAGUUACGCGCCAAGUCGGAUUAAACACUUAAGUCGCUGCCACAAUUUACUAUAUAUAAAUUCUGAAAAUAAUUCUGCCAGUAGGAUAAUGCGAGAAACUCACGCUACACACACAGUCAUUUUCGAUAAAAAAAAAAUCUAAUUUCCUACAAAAUAAUUGAUUCACAUUACCUCCGAAGUAUUUUAUGUAAUUAUUUUCUAUAGAGAAAGUAUAUUUUUAUCUCCAUUUUUAUCUUCGACAAUUUUUACCUCCAUCGUCGCUUGAUAGGAAAUAUAUUUUCAUUCUUCCUAAUGAGAUUUUGAAGAACACUCAUUUCACUCAUCAAACUGUCAAUUAUAGAUGUACUAAUGGUAUAUAAUUCAUAUAUCUGCCAUACGUUUUUGGAAAUAAUGAAGGAUGAUCCCGUCGGAUGAUCGAGAGUUAUGCACUCUCUAAUCAUUCGAUCAAAUCUACGCUUUGCUCUCUGAGUCGAUAGAGUCUGGCCGCAGCUUCGCGGACGACGUUAGUCCAACAUUUAGGUGCGUUAUAUCGUUAGUAGUCCCGUUAUACCGUGGUUUCUGACGCAUGUACCGCACGCACAUGCAUGCAACGCAGCACGUCGCAGUUAAACGUAGAUGACAUCCCGUAGCGACGCAUCCCCAGCUGAAUUUAGGAGAACUCCUUGUCAAGCGAACGGUUGCGCGACGAUUUCAGUCGACCGGUUCAGCUACCAAUUUGUGUAGAAACCUGACGAGAGAGAGAGAGAGAGAGAGAGAGAAAGAGAGAGAGAUGCGUACAGAGAGACGCGACGCUCUCCCUUCGAGUAUGGCCUUAAAUAAAACAAAACAAAAAAAAAAAAAAGAAAACUUUCCGGCAAGCGGAUACUCGUGAGUAACACGGUGCCUGGUGUAUGAUAAUACAUUGUUGAUAUCGCGCGGCCACGGCACCGCUUGGUCAAUAUUUAGCGAAAAGCCGCCAGAAGCAUGUACAUACGGUUUUUUUCUUAGAGAAAGAUACGCUAGAAAAUUGUCGGCAUCCUCAUCGUUUGUCAUCUUCAGCAGCAUCCUCAUCCUCACUAUUUUUGUUAUUUAGAAUUAUUUCGUCGGCGGGGAGAGAAAGAAGAGAGACAGAAAGAGAAAAAGAGGCGGAGAGCGCGACCACUAUAGACCAUUCGGCAUUCUAUAGUUAUUAUUGUUACACUUGUUACUAUCGCUAGUAUGAUUAUACUAGUUCUACUACUAAUAAUUAAUAAUACAAUUAUAGCCAUCGCUCGGCGCACGGCGGAAAGCGGAAGCGUCGAGCUCUUGCUAGUUUCGAGGGGAACUUUGUCUUUUUGAUAGUCGAAGACUUAUUUCGAUUGAACAAAACACGAAUGUCGCGAGAACGGAAUGCAGUUAUAUGAAACGGGAUCGCCUCAAAUAGUGGGAACCUUGUCAUCGACCGUCCCGAACGCUUCGAUUAUGCACAUUGUAGAAAUUGCCUCCUGUACUUAUUUUCGCGUCUCACUCAUAAACGAUUAGCAUCAAUUUUUAUUAAUGCCAUUAAUUAGCUUAGGCUUUCAAUAGACUCUUGACAUUUGACUUGUGACAAUUAUACCUCAUGGCUCUUGGGGACCCUGCGAUUUUUAUACUUCCUUAUAAAAUGCAUCGUAUUGCGCGGAGUACUUAAUUUUAGCGUGUUACGCGAUCUCUGAUACCGAACCACUUUUGUAUAUCUACAUACAUAAGGGUGACAGGGUAUAAGUUCGCUUAAUUAAAGAAAAAAAAAGUCAGAGAGAAAAACACAACGGGAACGUUUUCAGCGACGAUAAAUAAAAAUGAUUUCGCACGGAUUUGGAAGUUCCCCUCGUAUGGAAUAUUCCUCGCGGCCUUUAGUUACUUAGACCGGAUAAACAAAAACGUCGGACUAGUCUCUAGACGCUAGUCUCUACGCUGUUGAUUUGUUAAAAAGGAAAUAAAUGUUUAUUUCUUAAAGCACUAU
This is a messenger RNA of Wasmannia auropunctata (little fire ant), 6087 nucleotides long. RefSeq names its product probable Na(+)/H(+) antiporter nhx-9 (gene Nhe2). Gene Ontology annotation, cellular component: membrane. Gene Ontology annotation, molecular function: sodium:proton antiporter activity. The record is from RefSeq and is a predicted model, not a curated record. The transcript has 17 exons. NCBI's taxonomy places the organism in Eukaryota, Metazoa, Arthropoda, Insecta, Hymenoptera, Formicidae. Gene Ontology annotation, biological process: regulation of pH; proton transmembrane transport; sodium ion transport. Bases 1 to 3156 code for a protein of 1051 amino acids.